CAGGGAUCUUGACAGUCACACAGCAGAGAAUAACCAUGCCGAGGUCAUUUUUGGUGAAGAGUAAACGAGCACAUAGCUAUCACCAACCACGAUACCUGGAUGAUGACUACAUUAGAAUGGAUACUAUUUUAGCCCAUAUAUGCGCAGAAAGCAAAUUGCAGGUUGAGUUUGAGGGGAACUGUGACGCGCAGGUUGCUCCUAACCUCUCCCCCGAAUCCCGUCUGGUGCACACGGCUGACCACUCCCCCAUCUACCCGCUGAGCUGCGAGGGCAGCGUGUGCGACCGCUUCUCGGACUAUGACGACUACUGGCGCCCUCCAUCUCCAUCUGCAUCACCAGAUUCGGAACAAUGUUUCACUCCGUCAGCAGACGACGCUCACCCUUUCGCCAUUCCAUUUCGCCCUUACCCAUGGAUUACCUACUCUGGCUCCGAGCUCAGGCACCUUGUGCAGCGAACAUAUCAACACAAUCUCCCCACAACCCUGGAGCCCGACAUACAGAUGGGCCUCUAUGGAUCCGAGGAUGGUGCCACCAACUCCCUCAUUUACGCACAGAGGGGCCCACACACUGGAUUUUACAGGGACUUUGGGUCUACGGUGUUCCCUACCUAUAGAAUGCGGGACGCCGACCAGUUAUAUUCGGACCUCAAGCUGAAGACCAAGGCCUCUGAAAUCAAGUCUGAAUCCGAUCUCAUCUGUUCCCGUCUAGAACCAAGUGGAUCGUACAAGUGCAUCAAGUGUUGCAAGGUAUUCUCGACGCCCCACGGGUUAGAGGUUCACGUUCGUCGGUCGCAUAGCGGAACUCGCCCCUUUGCCUGUGGAUUGUGUGGGAAAACGUUUGGGCACGCAGUGAGCCUCGAACAACACAAGGGCGUUCACUCACAGGAGAGGAGCUUCAACUGUAAAAUAUGUGACAAAAGCUUCAAGCGCUCAUCCACGCUGUCCACGCACUUGCUUAUCCACUCCGACACGCGGCCCUACCCUUGUCAGUACUGCGGGAAGAGAUUCCAUCAGAAGUCCGACAUGAAGAAACACACCUUUAUCCACACAGGUGAGAAGCCGCACAAGUGCCAGGUAUGCGGGAAGGCCUUCAGUCAGAGCUCCAACCUCAUCACGCACAGCCGCAAGCACACAGGCUUCAAACCGUUCGGCUGCGACCUCUGCGGCAAAGGAUUCCAAAGGAAAGUGGAUCUGAGGAGGCACAAGGAAACACAACAUGGAUUGAAAUGAAAAACUGUCAACACCGAAAAACUGUGCUGGAGAAUUCGAUUAUUUUAAUACAUGUAGCGUAAAU
This is a messenger RNA of Salvelinus namaycush (lake trout), 1293 nucleotides long. RefSeq names its product zinc finger protein Gfi-1-like. The transcript is spliced from 6 exons. Bases 36 to 1229 code for a protein of 397 amino acids. NCBI's taxonomy places the organism in Eukaryota, Metazoa, Chordata, Actinopteri, Salmoniformes, Salmonidae. The record is from RefSeq and is a predicted model, not a curated record. Gene Ontology annotation, cellular component: nucleus.